AGAGCACCGUUUGAUCAUUCUCCAUUUUCCAGAGCUUCACAAUCUCUCUAUCUCCCUCUCGAGUUCUCUCUCCUGACCUCAACAGUCUGCACGGUCGAACGCUGGUUCGGUCGGUUUUUUUCAUUCGGGCUCUCUUCAGGGCUUGGCAUUGUUGUUCUGUUUUGAUCAGUUGUCAGGGGUUGCGAUGACGAUCAGAACUCCCGGGACACCAUCUUCGAAAAUAGAUAGGACACCGGUGUCAACCCCUGGUGGGACGAGAUCUAGAGAAGAGAAAAUCGUGGUUACAGUCCGGUUACGGCCACUGAACAAGAGGGAGCAGCUAGCUAAGGAUCAGUUGGCAUGGGAGUGUGUCGAUGACUAUACGAUCGUGUACAAACCACCGUCUCAGGAACGCGUGACUCAACCGGCUUCGUUCACAUUCGACAGGGUCUUUGGUCCUUCUAGUUUGACGGAAUCCGUGUACGAGGAAGGAGUCAAGAAUGUAGCUUUGUCUGCUUUGAUGGGCAUAAAUGCGACGAUAUUUGCCUACGGUCAAACUAGCAGCGGGAAGACAUACACAAUGAGGGGCAUAACCGAGAAAGCGGUUCACGACAUAUAUAAACAUAUUAUGAAUACACCAGAGAGAGACUUUACGAUAAAGAUCUCCGGGCUAGAGAUUUAUAAUGAGAACGUCCGCGAUUUGUUAAAUUCUGAAUCUGGGCGUAAUCUUAAACUUCUCGAUGAUCCUGAGAAAGGAACUGUUGUUGAGAAGUUGGUCGAGGAGAAGGCAAAUGAUGACCAGCACCUAAGACAUUUGAUAAGCAUUUGUGAAGCUCAAAGACAAGUCGGAGAAACUGCUUUGAAUGAUACGAGUUCCCGGUCACAUCAGAUUAUAAGGCUGACAAUUGAGAGCACUCUCCGUGAGAAUUCCGAUUGUGUGAGAUCGUUUGUUGCAAGCCUGAACUUUGUGGAUCUUGCUGGAAGUGAAAGGGCUUCUCAGACGCACGCAGACGGUGCUCGGCUCAGGGAAGGCUGCCAUAUCAACCUCAGUUUGAUGACUUUGACUACAGUAAUUAGAAAGCUCAGUGUCGGAAAAAGGAGUGGCCACAUACCGUACCGAGAUUCAAAGCUCACACGCAUUUUGCAGCACUCUCUAGGAGGAAAUGCACGGACGGCAAUCAUCUGUACUCUGAGCCCUGCGCUGACCCAUGUUGAUCAAUCUCGAAACACUCUUUACUUUGCAACCCGAGCAAAGGAAGUAACUAAUAAUGCUCAAGUGAACAUGGUUGUCUCAGAUAAGCAACUAGUGAAGCAUCUGCAGAAAGAAGUUGCCCGGUUGGAAGCUGUGCUGCGAACUCCUGAGCCAUCGAAGGACCUAAAGAUCCAACAGAUGGAAAUGGAGAUCGAAGAACUAAAACGCCAGAGAGAUCUUGCACAAUCACAGGCGGAUGAGUUGCGAAGGAAACUUCAAGAGGACCAGCAGGGUUCAAAUGCACUUGCAGCAUCAUCCCACCCACCUGUGAAGAAAUGCCUUUCUUUUGCCAGUACGCCAUUAUCGAAUGGAGGCAAGGAGCUGGUCAGCAAUGAUCGACCGAGGAACAUGAGCCUAAGAAUGUCAAUGAGGCAGUCAUCCACAGCGCCCUUUACACUAAUGCACGAGAUUCGCAAGCUUGAGCAUCUCCAGGACCAGCUCAGAGAGGAAGCAAACCGGGCCUUGGAGGUGCUGCAGAAGGAAGUGACGUGCCACAGGCAAGGAAACCAGGAUGCAGCUGAGACAAUUGCUAAGCUGCAAGCAGAAAUAAGGGAGAUGUGUGCAGUCAGGUCGAAACCGAAGGAAGUUGAAGUCGAGAAUAUGAUCCCUACUAAUAAAAGUGUGAGUGCCAACCUGAAGGACGAGAUAACGAGGCUUCAUUCCCAGGGCAGCACAAUUGCGGACCUCGAAGAGCAGCUCGAGAAUGUGCAGAAGUCAAUAGACAAGCUGGUGAUGUCUCUUCCAAGCAUUCAGAACUCGAACAGCGAAUCGACUCUCAAGCCCAAGAAUCAGCCGAAGAAGAAGAAGUUACUUCCUUUGGCAGCAAGUAAUAGCUGCAAUCGAUCAAAUUUCAUAAUGUCUCCUUGCUCUCCUCUUUCCACUCCUCAUCAAGUUGCAGAGAUUGAUAUAGAAAAUAGAGCCCCGGAGAAUAACAUUGAUGUUGCUGCAAAUGAUGCUAUGCACGACUCCGAGAAAGAGACACCCACGAAAAGUGAAGGAGGAGAAGUCCAAGCCAAGGAAGGAGGGCAUACAGGGUAUCGAAGAUCAAGCUCAGUAAACAUGAAGAAAAUGCAGCAGAUGUUCCAAACUGCAGCUGAAGAGAACGUGAGAAGCAUCCGAGCAUAUGUUACCGAGCUGAAAGAACGCGUCGCCAAACUACAAUACCAGAAACAGCUACUUGUUUGUCAGGUGCUUGAGCUGGAAGCAAAUGAAGCAGCCGGCUACAAUCUAGAUGGUGAUGAGAUCAACAACGAGGCCGACGAGCCGAAGGUCCCGUGGAGCGUGGCAUUCAAGGAGCAGCGGCAGCAAAUCAUCGAGUUAUGGGACAUGUGCUUUGUGUCGAUAAUUCAUAGGACGCAGUUCUAUUUGUUAUUUAAGGGGGAUCCAGCGGAUCAAAUCUAUAUGGAGGUUGAGCUGCGGCGUUUGACUUGGUUGCAGCAGCACCUCACAGAACUCGGAAAUGCGAGCCCGGCUCGUGUUGGUGAUGAACCUGUGAUCUCACUAUCAUCAAGCAUUAGAGCGUUGAGACGGGAACGCGAGUUUCUGGCGAAGAGGCUGACGUCGCGUCUAACGGCAGAGGAGAGGGAAGCUUUGUACCUCAAAUGGGAUGUCCCACUCGAGGGGAAGCAGAGGAAGCUGCAGUUCAUAAGCAAGCUGUGGGCGGAUCCUCACGAUCCCCAGCAUAUACACGAGAGCGCCGAGAUCGUGGCAAAGCUUGUCGGGUUUUGCGGGAGCGGGAACAUGACCAAGGAGAUGUUCGAGCUGAAUUUUGUUCUUCCAUCGGAUAAGAGACCAUGGAUCAUGGGAUGGAACCCGAUCUCGAACCUGCUUCACUUGUGAUAUCCCCAAACUGUAAAGUAAGUCUGUUUUCUUUGACAAAAUGUAAAAGAACUCGGACGGAGCUCUCCGACGAGUUCUCACUCUUGAGAGAGGUGGUGAGGAGGAUAGAGAUCGCGCUCUGGACGACGGCUUUUGAUACCGUUCUACCAUAUAAUUUAUGUUGAAAUAAAUAGAAAUGAUUCUUUCAUUCCAUUAUCUAAUGGAUUUCUAUUUCAUUCUGAAGAACAAUUCCCACAACUGAAGAAGGCCUUUGACAGACAUAUGGAAUACUGAUACUUAGUACAUUA
This is a messenger RNA of Punica granatum (pomegranate), 3357 nucleotides long. The record is from RefSeq and is a predicted model, not a curated record. Lineage: Eukaryota; Viridiplantae; Streptophyta; Magnoliopsida; Myrtales; Lythraceae.